Messenger RNA from Lytechinus pictus (painted urchin), 819 nucleotides. RefSeq lists its product as uncharacterized. The coding region runs from base 27 to 638 and encodes 203 amino acids. The transcript is spliced from 2 exons. The record is from RefSeq and is a predicted model, not a curated record. Lineage: Eukaryota; Metazoa; Echinodermata; Echinoidea; Temnopleuroida; Toxopneustidae.
CUCAGAAUUGGAAUUAUUGUUUAAAAAUGCAAGCAGUUAAUCCUAAGAAAAAUCCGAAUUAUGUCCAUAUCGCAGAAAUUUGGAAGGACCACGUACGUCAUGAAUACCAAGCAUGGAGGAACUGGCCUGAAAGAUGGGGCUUCAUCAUUAAGGAGUAUGCUAGAAUGAACAACCGUCUAAGAGGAGAGCUGGUCUCACCGGAUCCCGAAGACAAGUACUUUUACGAUGACUGUAAAACAGAGAGUUCGGUGAGCCCCGACGAUAGUAUUUCCCGCCAAUUCUAUCCAUCUGACAAAUCAGUUCUCUCCUCCCUGUCGGGCGCUAAACUCAAACGAUCAUCAGCGUACAGCAACCUCCCGAAUAUCAUCAACGGAACGUCAUGGAAAGACAAGCAGUCAUCGAGCUCGACACUUGAUGAGACUGUUGUCGAUGCCACCGAAAUCGAUAUCGAUAAGUCAAAGUCCGAGAAGUUACCGGCGAUCAAACCCGCCCCACCAGCUGGCUACGCCCGCACAACGGCUUCUCUUAUUGGUUGGAAACAAGGAAACAAACUGGAGACAUUUGGGCGUGCACCUAAUGCAAGAGGACAUCAAGGCAUUUUGAAGCAAUUUAAUUGGCCAAUGCAAGGAAUCAUGUGACCUACUAUAUGGCGCCAUUAACAUGGUUGAGCCUAUGUCAUGUGCGUGCUUAACCAGAAUUGCUUUUUUUUCUUUUUACUCCACGAAACAAUGCGAUUUUUUCGUCUUUCUCUCGAGCAAUAAUAUUUCGUCGGAGAAAAUAAAGGCCACAAAACUUACAUAAUAUAUGCCUAUCAAAAUA